GCCCGGCUUCCUCUGCCUGGCUGCGCUCGUGCCCGGCGGCUCCCUCGCUCCGUCGACGCGGCUCCGCUUCUCUCGGUGAAGUUUCGGUGCUCCAGCGGCGGCACGAUGUGUAAUUACGUGUGUUUAAACGACUAAAACGGGCGCAGACAUCACCGCGUUCACCUCCCGGGACACGUCCGGCCGCAGGAGACACGACACCGGGUCAGGAGCCGCUGCCUUCCGCUGGUUCUGGAUCAAGGUUCAUGUUUUUUCCCCCCUCAGACGUUGGCUGGAACGAUGUGUAAGAGACGUGGCCGGCUGUGGAGCGCGGCGGGCCUGGAUCCUGCUCCUCGACACCACGGCUGAGGAGCUGCAGAGGACUGAGGACUCUCCCCAGCACACCUGAAUAUAAAGACCUGACUCCGCCUCUGUCAGGCCUCCCUCAGCAUCGCCUCAGUCUGUCCUCGUUGUCCAGGCUUGAACUGACCUUUGCUGGAAUAUAAUAAACAGACACGUUCAGAUCUCCAGCAGGCAGCCUCCUCAGGUGCCCCCCGAUUAUUGUUUUAUGAAUCUGAAUCUCAGAUACACCCAGCAACCAUGAGGAACACCAGAUCGAGCUUUCUGCUGGGCUGCGUGCUCCUCUGCUCAGCCUCCCUGGUCUACCUGGGCAUGAACGGGAUCGAGUGCCCGCGAAAAAGCCAUCGGUAUCGGUGGAUGGAGCUCAACCUGGGCUCAGCCAAUCAGAGCCUGUCCCUGACUGAACACUUCCCCGAAGACACGCCCCUCAUCUUCAUCGGCGGCUUUCCCAGGAGCGGCACGACGCUGAUGCGUGUCAUGCUGGACGCCCACAAUCAUGUGCGCUGCGGCGAAGAGACCCGAGUGAUCCCACGCCUGUUAGCCAUGCGGGCCACCUGGAGCCGCUCGGUGAAGGAGAGGAUACGACUGGACGAGGCCGGCGUCACUGACCAGGUGUUGGACUCUGCAGUCAGAGCGUUCCUGUUGGAGGUGAUAGUUGGCCACGGGGAGCCGGCACCUCGCCUUUGCAACAAGGAUCCGUUUGCCCUGAAGUCGCUCUCAUAUCUGUCGCGCAUCUUCCCUAAAGCCAAAUUUGUGCUCAUGCUGAGAGACGGGCGGGCGACCGUCCACUCCAUGAUAUCACGCAAGGUGACCAUCUCCGGCUUCGACCUGACCAGCUACAGGGACUGUCUGACCAAGUGGAGCAGCGCGGUGGAGACCAUGUUCAGCCAGUGCCAGGCGGCCGGGGAGACCAGAUGUUUGCCCGUCCGCUACGAGCAGCUCGUCCUCCACACAGAGGAGGAAAUGAGGAAGUUGCUUCAUUUCCUAGAGCUGCAGUGGGACCCGUCAGUGUUGCACCACGAGGAGCUGAUUGGAAAAGCUGGUGGCGUGUCUCUGUCCAAGGUGGAGCGCUCCACAGACCAGGUGAUGAAGCCGGUGAACACGGACGCCCUCUCCAACUGGGUCGGACACAUUCCCUCUGACGUGUUGAGUGACAUGGCUGAAAUCGCCCCCAUGCUGGCUCGCCUGGGCUACGACCCCCACGCCAACCCGCCCGACUACACCAGACCAGAACCUGUAGCAUAUCCGGCCAACUACUCACAGAGUUUGAAAGCAACAGACGCUCCACACCCCAGUUAAACGAAACCGUUCCACGAUGAGGAUGCACCUUAAACACGGACUUCCAGUAAUGAAUCCUCACAGGAAAGUUUUUAAAUUGUUCCAUGUGUAUUUUUUGAAUUGUUUGUAAGACUUGAGUGCAGUGGUAAUGUCUGUGCACAGGUGGAGCGUUUAAAAUACGGACUCGUUACGGCGGUUUGGUGUUGAUAUCUCAGCUCUAAAAUCACACGUGAACUACCUGCUCGAAGAAGUUCGCUGCUUCUCGCGUCUCCUCCACAGUGGACCGACAGUAUUACACUGCAGUUCGAUGCGUCCUCUCACCUCGUACGUGAAAAUAUUUCAACAUGUCUGUCGGUUGUUAUGAUUCAGCACAAAUGUGAAUGUGUCUUUAGACCAGUGCUACACUUACUGAGAGUCCAGUCAGUGUUCAUGAAGCAUAACGACUGUAUAUUUUUGAAGACGUAUGUUUAUUUUCUUAAUAAAUUAUUUUGGUGUCGACCAUUCAUUCAGGAAUGUAAAGUUGUUUACUCUGAAUUGAGGCUUUUUAAAUGUUGUAUAUUGUUCAACACGAAUAAUGAUAAUAAAAAAGAGUCUAAAUGUCA
Acanthopagrus latus (yellowfin seabream) is the source of this 2216-nucleotide messenger RNA. Its product is annotated as protein-tyrosine sulfotransferase 1-like. The transcript is spliced from 6 exons. Gene Ontology annotation, biological process: peptidyl-tyrosine sulfation. Gene Ontology annotation, cellular component: Golgi apparatus. Bases 577 to 1635 code for a protein of 352 amino acids. Gene Ontology annotation, molecular function: protein-tyrosine sulfotransferase activity. The record is from RefSeq and is a predicted model, not a curated record. NCBI's taxonomy places the organism in Eukaryota, Metazoa, Chordata, Actinopteri, Spariformes, Sparidae.